This is a messenger RNA of Drosophila hydei, 2292 nucleotides long. RefSeq names its product neprilysin-4. Bases 67 to 2142 code for a protein of 691 amino acids. Gene Ontology annotation, cellular component: plasma membrane. Gene Ontology annotation, molecular function: metalloendopeptidase activity. The record is from RefSeq and is a predicted model, not a curated record. Lineage: Eukaryota; Metazoa; Arthropoda; Insecta; Diptera; Drosophilidae. The transcript has a single exon. Gene Ontology annotation, biological process: protein processing.
UUUGAGGCCGAGCUCUGAAGCGACAGUUGACUGUAGCAGUUGAGAGCAAUUCAAAGAUGUAGCAGCAUGUUGGAGUCUGGUCAUACAAGAGUUCUUCUCGCACUACUGCUGUUGCUGGCAUUACCUGGGCAAGCACCUGGCGAUGAUAAUGUUGGCUUUCAGCGCGUCUAUCAAACGGAGGACACGGUGCGCCAGGGCAAAGCGCAUGAGAUGCGGCGUCACAUCAAUCUGCGUGCCAAUCCCUGCACAGAUUUUUAUGAAUACGCCUGCGGCAAUUGGGAAACAGAGACGACGCCGCAGCUGCAGGCCGAGCAUCGCAUCGACACUGAUUUGCAGCGUCUGCUGGAGGAGUCGGCACAUCGCAAGGACAGCGGCUUAGCGCGUCAGGCCAAGGAGUUUUAUCAGUCGUGCCUCGUUGCCGAAGCUCAACGCAGCCAGCAACAGGACUUCCUCAGCGAGUUCAUCCAGCAAAAUGGCGGCUUUCCGGCUGUGCCAGGCGCCAAGUGGAGCGCAUAUAAUCGGGAAUAUAAUUGGGCGCAAAUAAGUGGAAGAUUAAGACGACAGUACGGCAUGGAUAUACUGAUUGGCUUGCGUGUUAGCUAUAAUUAUGCCAGUGUGCAGGAGAACAGCAUUUACCUGAGCGAACCCUCGACCCUGAUACCCAACGAGCUGUGCAGCAAGCGACGUCUCAAUAAGCUCCAUGCGGCUUAUGUGGAAAUCGAGCACCUUGUGACGGAGCAGCUCAAGACCUGGCUGGCCAUGGGCAAUGAAGAGUCGGCUCGGUUGGCAGGUGAGAUAAUGAGCUUGGAGCACGAGUUAUGCGAUGCGAUGCAAGGCCUUGAGCCAUGGGAUGCUGAGCUACAUCUUUACACGUCGAACUUCACGCGAAAGACUCUGGCUGAGCUGGGACAGCUCUAUAGCUUAGACUUCGAAACGUACGCGAACAAUGUCUAUGAACAAACUGUCUUCAGACCCGUCUACAUGGCGGCGCCGAAAUAUUAUCGCCAGCUGCAGCGCACGCUGAACACACGCAAUGCCACUCAAAUAGCUAAUUACAUAAUGUAUCGAGCAGUGGCCGCAUUAACGUUUCCGCUCGGGGAUACGCCGGAGCGCAGGCCAGCUCUCUGCUUGGACAGAGUUAAGCAACUGUUGCCCAGAGCUUUGGGCGAGCUCUACGCAGCGCGUUACGCCCUGGAGGAGUCGAAGCAGCAGCAGCUGCUGCAGCUCUACGAUCACCUACAGGAAUCAUUGAAGCGUAGCGUGAGCGCCGACUGGCUAGAGGAGGGCAGCCGUCGUAUAGCUCAGCGCAAGUUGAGUCUAUUGCAAUUAUCAAUGCCCACCUAUGAGCAGCCCCUGAUACUGAAACUCCAGUUCGAGCGCAACAAUUAUUGGCACAAUCUGCGCCAGCUUAUGGGCCAGGUGCAGGUGCUGCAGCUGAAGCGCGAAGCUGAAGAGAAUCUGCCUUUGCCAGCUGACCCAGUUGAAGCCUACGAGACACGCGUGAUUUAUCGACCGCUGCAGCGGCGUUUGGAACUGGGCUGGGCGCUGCUGCAGCCACCGGACUACGAUGAGCGCUACGGGCACGCCCAGCGCUAUGCCACGCUGGGUGUUAGCCUAGCGCGUCCGCUAGUCUCCGCCUUCAACGAGCUGCAUUGGUCAGCGGGCUUGCUCGAGCACGACAACUGGGACACAUUGACCGCCUGGAGGUAUCAGAAUCGCAGUGAAUGCUUUGCACGCCAGGUCGAGGAGUAUCUGCAGCGCAAUGACACCGCAACGAAGCAGCUGAUCAAUCGCAGCGCUGCCUUGAAUGUCGCCUUCAAUGCUUAUCUCAGCUGGUUGAGCUUGCAGGCGCCCAACAACGAUUUCGUGCGCCUGACAAAGGAGACGCUGCCUGGUCUUAACUACUCCAAUACGGCGCUCUUCUUCUUAGCCUUUGCCCAACAGCACUGCCAGCCCAAGGAGAGGGAACAACAUCAGUUGCCAGACUCAUGGCCAACGCUCAGAUACAGCGUCAGGCAAACGCACAGCUGGCCCCGUUUGGCAGUGAAUGGACCCUUGCGUAACUUGGCCGAAUUUGCACGUGAAUUCCAUUGCCCAACUGGCUCAGCAAUGAAUCCAUCCGACAAGUGUUUCAUCUACUGAGCUAGCUUAUCUGAUGUGCCUUUAAGACAUAAACAAUAUACCUUCACUGAAGUAUUUUUUACCCACACAUAUUUUUUGGCAUUGUUUUUCUAUAAAUGUAAACGAGGUGUGCUCGACUAGUAAAUACCCUGACCUCUGCUUUGAACUGUA